Messenger RNA from Ylistrum balloti, 2847 nucleotides. RefSeq names its product D-glucuronyl C5-epimerase-like. The record is from RefSeq and is a predicted model, not a curated record. Lineage: Eukaryota; Metazoa; Mollusca; Bivalvia; Pectinida; Pectinidae. The transcript is spliced from 8 exons. Gene Ontology annotation, molecular function: heparosan-N-sulfate-glucuronate 5-epimerase activity. The coding region runs from base 220 to 2001 and encodes 593 amino acids. Gene Ontology annotation, biological process: heparan sulfate proteoglycan biosynthetic process; carbohydrate metabolic process. Gene Ontology annotation, cellular component: Golgi apparatus.
UGGAUUUACAUGUAUUUAUCAACAUCUCCAUGACAACUAUAAUACCAACCAGUGAAAUUAAGGGUUGGGCUGCUGCAGAAGUCGUAACAACAAGUUGACCCAUCUUAAGGUCAAUCUAGAAGUGUCAUGUCCGGAUGAUCGCUUUCAGAUCAGAGAUGUGUGGAUUACGAUGGCACCUCGCCCCACACACCUAGCUCUACAGCUGUGGGUUAGGACGUGAUGGCCCCACGUGUCAGCCUGAAGUUGGUGGUACUGCUGAUGAUGGGCAUUCCGUUCCUCAUCACCAUGUACCACUGGGGCCAGUGUGAUCUUGGCAGGCUGGAUGACAACUUCAGGGAAGGGCAGUACCGAGGGGCAGGGCCGGUGGAUAAGUUUGAUUCAUCUGCACGCAUUCCGCACAGAGACGUAAAUGCUAUCGGCCAACCUGCAGAGGAGGGUCCCCUUCCAUAUAAGGAGAUAGAGUGUGUUGUCAAUGGUGACUACUCCAUUAAAGGUCGUCUGGAGGACAAGGAAGUGUACCUACCAUUCACUUUUGUACAGAGAUACUUUGAGGUUUACGGCUCCAUCAACUCAUAUGAUGGGUAUGACCGAUUUGAAUUACAACACAGUUACUCACAGAUCCACCCACCCAGAGACAGCUAUUCACCUGAUGGUGUCUUCAUGUCUUUUGAGUUCUACAAUGUGGAAGACAGAAGAAGAGUCAAAUGUAUCAGUGGAAUUGAAGGUGUACCAGUAUCAGUCCAGUGGAACCACAAUGGACACUUCUACCCAAUACAGAUUGCCCAGUAUGGUUUGAGUCACUACAGCAAACAGUUGAUGGAGCCUAGUCCACAGCGAGCGAUACUGGAGGACGGAGAAGGCGGUGACCUUAACACCUGGCUCCUCCCUGACCGUCGAUCACAAAUCGCUAUCAAAACUGACCAUACCAAUGAGGAGAACAAUGUUAUAGAGUUUGACACCCCAGACCUCCUUAAAAAUCCUGGAAUUACCAUCUCUGUGGAGGACCAUAACCUUAGUACGUUGUCUCUGGAUGUCAAAUUCAUCACCAAUGGCAGUGUCACUGUUCUCUUACGUACAAACGAGGGUAACCUGUUCCGAAUACAUUACAUUCUCAGCAAUACCACUAUGACCUUAGAAGAUCGUGACCUUUAUUAUGGCAUCGGUUCCUCAAAGAAAGGGAAAUGGACACAUUUGACUCGUAAAGUGCUAAUUGAUUAUGAUAAAGGUCAGAUUUUAAAAAUUGCCAAAAGCAAAAGAGGCAAAGUGAAACUAACGCCUGCUAAAAUCGUAGCUGUGUGUUUUCGUGGUCAUGGCUUAGUAGACAAUAUCACAUUAUCAUCUGAGGCUCACCUGGAUCAUUUUUUUGAUGCAGCAAAUUAUCUUGUGAACUAUCAGGAUUCCAGAGGAGGGUGGCCUAUACAAGUGACUCGUAAAAUAAUUCCAGGUAAAUUGGAAUUAAAGCCAGGCUGGUACUCAGCUAUGGGUCAAGGACAGGCCAUUUCUUUGUUAGUGCGGGCCUAUAGUGUUACCAAAGACAACAAGUACUUGGACAGUGCUGCAAAGGCUCUUAAUAUCUUCGAAAUUCCAAGCUCUGAAGGAGGAGUAUUACAAAAAUUUGCAAAUACAUAUGACUGGUAUGAGGAAUAUCCAACAACACCAGGUACUUUUGUAUUAAAUGGAUUUAUAUAUUCUCUGAUUGGAUUAUAUGAUUUAAAGGUUGUGUCUUCUGGUCAGACAGCAGAACAUGCUGCAAAGUUGUAUAACGCCGGCUUACGGACGUUAAAAAAUAUGUUAUUAAUGUAUGAUAGUGGUACAGGGACGUUUUACGACCUGAAACACAUUUCUCUGGGCGUGGCGCCCAACAGGGCACGGUGGGAUUAUCAUACUGUUCAUAUCAAUCAGCUUCUCUUACUAAGUCUCAUUGACGACGAUCCUCUGUUUGAAACAACGGCCCAACGAUGGAUGGGGUACCUCAAGGGGAAACUCUCACCUCAUAACUGAAAAUUGAAAAUCUUUAUAUACUUCCUGUUUUGUUUAUUUGAUUCAAUCAGUAUUGAAUAAAUGGAUGUCUGAAGAAGUGGAUAUUGAUGAAACAAUCUUGGAUAGUUUUAAGAAACCAAUUUCCAGAGAAAUGAAGUCUUAAAAAAUGAAUAUCAUUUAACAUGAUAAACUUGGAUAUUUGGAAGAAACAAGUCUUCAGAUAAAUUGGUAUCUAAAGAAAUGGAUGAGGAUUAUUUGGAAGAAACCAAUUAAUAUGUAACAAUUUGAUAUUUGUAAACAAGAUAUGUAUACUCCAUAUUUGUCAAACAACUGUAUUUUUUUGUUGUUUGUAAAACAACUAGAUAUCUGCCAAAGAUAGAUAUACAUUCUGUUUGUUAGGAAACUAGAUUAAUGUCAAAGACUUGUAUACGCUAUCUUCAUAUCAAAUAAUCUAAAAUGUUUAAUAUUUUGUCAGUUCUUUCUAACUAAAGGGAAUAUAUUAAAUCAAUGUACAGGAUGAUAGAUAAGUGUGAUAUGUGACAAUCUUUUUUUUAUUACAACAGCUUUGUCACUUCAAUGAAAGGAGACAUGACACCUUACAGAUAUACUGAUACAUAGGACUUAUUAUAAAGCCUUUAAUAGAUUGAUGUUACACAACACACAAAUAUACUAACAACUUUUUAUCAUCAUGUAUCAAUAUUGAUGUUAUAUUGUUUGAAACUCUGAACUCGUAUUAUAGGAAAUGUAACUGAAUCAAACUAUAAAUCAUCCCAUUAAAUAAUUAUAAAAUGUUUGCUGCUUAAUUGGUUUUCGUUGUACUGAAUUUUUAUUUGGUAAUUAUGCUAAAAACUACUUGUAUACUCAAAU